UUCCCACCUCGUAAAUCCUCAGAUCCCACGAUACGUUCCCGACUGUUAACCGCAAUCCGUUACAACAACCGUCGGCUAUCCCGAUAAAUCUUCUCGCCAGCCUGAUGGUGUCCCUCGACGAGCCUAACACAGUGCGCGCUUUCACAGAUGGAGAGUCCUCGCGUGCCGUGAAAAAAAGAAAAAGUACGCGUUUCAGUGGGUGAAGUUCUGACUGAGCGAUGACGACAUCGACGACGGUGCGUAUCGUCCAGACGGAUCCUUACGAGGACUCGCUGGUGUUGUGGGACCCUGCGAACACCAGCGAGAUCGGCUUGGAGACGAGCACGAGCCACGACGAGGCAGGGCAAUUCAACAAUUGGUGGGCGAUGCUGGCGCUCCUCGUGCUAGGGACAGCCGCGGGGAAUAUCCUGGUGUGCAUGGCGAUCACCUGGGAGAAGCGGCUCCAGAACGUCACUAAUUAUUUCCUAAUGAGCUUGGCCAUCACGGAUCUCAUGGUUGCCGUCUUGGUAAUGCCGCUGGGUAUCCUUACCCUCGUCCGAGGAUAUUUUCCGCUGUCGUCGGUUUAUUGCCUGGCCUGGAUUUGCCUCGACGUCCUGUUUUGUACCGCGAGCAUAAUGCACUUGUGCACUAUAAGCGUGGACCGCUACCUGAGUCUGCGCUAUCCAAUGAAGUUCGGGCGCAACAAGACCAGACGAAGAGUAAUCUUGAAGAUUAUCAUCGUGUGGCUCCUCAGCAUCGCCAUGAGUUUACCCCUGAGCUUAAUGUACUCCAAGCGGCUGCUCGUUAAAUACGAGGAGUUGAAGUGUAAGAGCCGCGUCUGCAGCUGUGAGCCGGGCGUACGCUCGUCUUGGUGA
Dinoponera quadriceps is the source of this 854-nucleotide messenger RNA. RefSeq names its product 5-hydroxytryptamine receptor 2A (gene 5-HT2B). Gene Ontology annotation, cellular component: dendrite; membrane. The transcript is spliced from 3 exons. NCBI's taxonomy places the organism in Eukaryota, Metazoa, Arthropoda, Insecta, Hymenoptera, Formicidae. The record is from RefSeq and is a predicted model, not a curated record. Bases 219 to 854 code for a protein of 211 amino acids. Gene Ontology annotation, biological process: chemical synaptic transmission; G protein-coupled receptor signaling pathway, coupled to cyclic nucleotide second messenger. Gene Ontology annotation, molecular function: neurotransmitter receptor activity; G protein-coupled serotonin receptor activity.